AUGAGGUGCUGGACCUGUUUAUUUACAGACAAUCUGCAGUGGAAUGACGAUUCGAAUAUCAACGUCCUCUUGGCUGUACAAGUAAGCUUCUUUGACUCUGAUGGGAUGGCAGUUGGCAUCUGCAUGUCACAUAAGAUAGCUGAUACCUCCACCAUGAUCAACUUCAUUAACGACUGGGCAGCGGUGGCCCGUAAUAACAAAAAAUGUGAUCAAUAUGUACCAUCUCCUGAGUUCAUCUCAGCAACUGUCUUUCCCCGAUGUGAUCUGCCACUGUCGCCAGAAGCCAUGAUUGAGAAAAGCAAUUGUGUGACCAAAAGAUUUGUCUUUGAUGCAACAAAGAUUGCUGCCCUCAAAGCCAUAGUCACGGAAAAAUUGCAAAACCCCACAAGAGUUGAGGCUGUGACUGCUUUUAUACAUAGCCGUGCCAUUUCUGCAUUGAGAUCAACUUCCGGGUCGUCCUCAAACCCAACCACUUUCAUCCAGACAGUGAACCUCCGCGCUAGAAUGGUCCCUCCAUUGCCACAAAGCUCCGCAGGCAGCAUGAUUUGGUUCUUUACCGUGUCCACAGCUGAGGACAGUGUGGUUGAGUUGCAUGAUCUCGUGGGUCAAAUGAAGCAGAGAAAGACCAAGCUUUGUGACACGUAUGUCAGAAAGUUUCGUGCAAAAGAUCAAUGGCCUUCCUCUUUAAAGAGUGUAUCCAAGAAUCAAGGAAACCAUUUUCUAAAGGGAAUUUGCUGUGCCAUGAAGAAUGCUGUCUUCAUGAUUGAUACAAGGGAUGGCGAAGGGAUUGAAGCUUAUGUUGAACUUGGAAAGCAGGAAUUGGAUGUGUUUGAGCGUGAUGCCGAUCGUGUCUUGUGCCUUUCUUGGCUUUCUCGCUUCUUUUGA
Molecule: messenger RNA, 885 nt
Organism: Prunus armeniaca (apricot)
Lineage: Eukaryota; Viridiplantae; Streptophyta; Magnoliopsida; Rosales; Rosaceae
Source: the annotation of a GenBank genome assembly